GAUGCUGCGCUGGCUGUUUCCGGCCACCUCAGUAGUAGAGGCCAGUCAGAGGGUGGCAGCUGGCUGGCAGGCAGACAGGCAGGCAGGCAGGCAGGGUGUGCGCGGGGCCGAGCAGCGGCAGCGGCUCCCGGGUUGGAGCGGCGCAGACAUGGUGCUGCUGACUAUGAUCGCGCGGGUGGCGGACGGGCUUCCCCUGGCCGCCUCCAUGCAGGAGGAUGAGCAGUCAGGUCGGGACCUGCAGCAGUAUCAGAGCCAAGCUAAACAGCUUUUCCGGAAGUUGAAUGAACAGUCGCCUACCAGAUGCACCCUAGAAGCAGGAUCCAUGGCUUUCCACUACGUUAUUGAGAAAGGGGUAUGUUACCUGGUGUUGUGUGAGGCCACCUUCCCCAAGAAGCUGGCCUUUGCAUAUCUGGAGGAUUUGCAUUCCGAGUUUGAUGAACAGCAUGGAAAGAAGGUGCCGACGGUCUCCAGGCCUUAUUCCUUCAUUGAGUUCGACACUUACAUCCAGAAAACCAAAAAACUCUACAUUGACAGCCGGGCAAGAAGGAACUUAGGCUCCAUCAAUACAGAGUUACAGGAUGUGCAGAGAAUCAUGGUGGCCAACAUUGAAGAAGUCUUACAGCGAGGAGAGGCGCUGUCAGCUUUGGAUUCCAAGGCCAACAACUUGUCCAGUUUGUCUAAGAAGUACCGUCAAGAUGCAAAGUAUCUUAACAUGCGUUCCACCUAUGCCAAACUGGCAGCUGUAGCUGUGUUUUUUAUCAUGUUAAUAGUCUAUGUGAGGUUCUGGUGGCUGUGAGAUGUUGGCAGUCACUGGAGAGGGAGAGCUUGUAACAUGGCAGGUGUAUGUGUGCAGCACACUUUGUUCACAGGGAUGUGCAUUAGAAUCCACAAAGGACUGUCACCUUUAAGGGUGUGUCCUGAAAAUGAUACCUGAGUACUACACUGCUUAGUGAAUCUUAAUCAUAGGUAUAAAGUCUUCUUGGUGGACUAGAGGCUUUUCCUAUGAGGCACUAAACACUAGGGACUCUGUAGAGUGUGGCCUCCCAGUGUACUAAACUCAUUAACAGUGCUGUUUGAUGUGUCCUGGAGCAGUUAAUCAGUGAAGUUUAUCCUAAUCGGGCGGUACUGGCAAUAGUCACUUCUUCCUCCCUUUUAAAAAGUAGCUCUAGUGGGAAAUGGACUCUAAUGAACAUUCCUUGUGUCAGCAAUGUUUGCUUUUCUAGAAUCUGGGUCUGCAUUUGCUUUUUUAAAACAAGACUCCCUUGUUUGAAGACUGAUUCUGCACUGUACAUAUGUAAUGGCUUUCACCCUUGUCAAAUUAGCUAUUGUUGGGUUUUCAUUGUCUGACAUCUUUGCUUGUUAAAUUUUCAAUUGCUUUAGGAAUAAAUGGAUAUUAAAUUAUGCCUUAAAAUUACAUUAUAUUUAGUCUAAGGCGAGACAGUGAAAGGCCACUAUCACUGACUCCUACAAAAUUAAACUACUAGUUUGUAAAUCUCACUUUCCUGGCAGUUGUGUAUAAGAGCUUGUUUUAACGUGACUCAGAACAGUCUGUUUGUGUAAUUAAAAAGCCACUGGCCCAGGCACAAUGCAAACAAUUUCAUCUCUGUUUUCCUGCCAUCUAUCUAUCUCCAGAACCAUUGCAUUAUUUCUUUCCCCUCUGUAAACAUUCUUUAUUCCUCAAACAAGUGUAUCACUACCGCUAGCAUUCCAGCACUUGCAAACUACUCUACAAAAACAGCCCAGUGUGUGUGUGAUGAAGAAAAAGUAGAACAUUUCUUUAAAGAAAUAUUUCCGUUUCAAGUUUCUGUGAGUUUGGUGAUAGAGAAUAAUACAGAGUUUUAAAAACUACAAUCCCUUGUUAAUGUCCUGUUCUCCCUAUGGUCACCCUCUCUCCACUUCUUUUGGCAAGAUCUAACUGUAGCUGAAGAGAAAUUCAUAUUGCGUGGCUACAGCAUUUAAUUUCUUAACUUGUUUCUCACUAAACAAUGUAAAUAGUUCCAUCAUGAUGUGAUUUUUUUAUAUAUAUAUAUAUAUAUUUUUUUUUUUGGUCCAAGUGCUAGAAACUUUGUCUUGCCUAUUAGGCUUUAGUUUUUUAAAUCAAAGCUCUGUACAGGCAUCCCCCACCUUUUCCACAGUAAGGUGUCUGUUUCUGUCAUUAUCUAGCAAGUGAACACUCAUAGAACAGAAGGAGAAAUUCAAAGUUCCUCAGCACCUUCAGAAAACACUUAAUCUGCUGCAACUCUGAAAGUGUAAGCUGUAACCAAGAUGGUCUCCUGCAGUAAAGUAGGGCAUAGGAGCGAAAAGAAGCCUGAGUGACUCCCCUCUCCUCCUCCUGUGGGCAGGCAAAUAGGCAGCUAAAAUUUGUCUGCUGAUCUACUUGCAAACCUGAUCUGUCAGUCUCAUCUUCUGAUUUUUGCAUGAUGUUUCCAUUUGUUUAUUUGUAGAGAGCUGUACUUUUAAAUUCUUAAAAGUUGUGUCCCUGACAGAUGAAUGUACAAGUGAUCUAGGUCUGUGUGUAACUUAGGUACUGAGAGGUGAGCAGACACUACAUCUAGAUUUUGUAAUGACCUAUAGGGAGUAAAACUCUUGCAGUGAAUGGCAGCACAGUGAGCAGUUGCCUGCUGUAGCCCCAGUGUCACAGUGAAAUAAACACUUGCAAAAGUUCA
Molecule: messenger RNA, 2666 nt
Organism: Chrysemys picta bellii (western painted turtle)
Lineage: Eukaryota; Metazoa; Chordata; Testudines; Emydidae
Gene: SEC22B
Product: SEC22 homolog B, vesicle trafficking protein
Biological process (GO): endoplasmic reticulum to Golgi vesicle-mediated transport; retrograde vesicle-mediated transport, Golgi to endoplasmic reticulum; vesicle fusion with Golgi apparatus
Cellular component (GO): ER to Golgi transport vesicle membrane; SNARE complex; Golgi membrane
Molecular function (GO): SNAP receptor activity
Source: RefSeq, a predicted model, not a curated record